AAAAGAGUUCGAGGGAGCUGCAGCACGCUGUGCUGUUUGGGGAUUUGCGUUUAUGGGUUAAACAGAAGUGUCUCUCUGUAUAAACUAUUUGCAUUGUCUUUUUUCGACAAGAAAACACAGGGUGAGGUUAAUGGGGUUCCGGUGAGGCGUGCAUGUCGACAAAACAAAUUGUGAAAUGGGAGCUCGCACUCAGGCGUGAACCACAGAUUUCACAAGAAGAUCAGAUGAAGACAGAAAAUAUAAUGAAACCUUGCCAACUGACCUGCCAGAACUGUGAUAGGCAGUAUGAGACAAUCAAGGAUUUCAAAGUGCAUGUCCGGAGUUACAGCCAUAAACAGGAAGUGGCUGUGCUUUUUCAGAGAGCUGUACAUCGAGGACAAACUUUCUUUCCCAUGUUUGUUGUUAUGGACUACUUGAGGACCCCAAAGCAAAGACACCCGCUCAUUGGUCUGGACAUGGUAACAGUUUGUAUUACUCCAGAGAAAUAUGGUGCUUUCUACCUGUGUCACAUUUGUGAGGAGCGUCUGAGCAGUCAGGAUAUUAACAAACAUCUGAGUUCUACAGAGCAUUACUUUAAGUUCUUGGCCCACAGUAAUCCAGAGUUGCUGCGGUUUGCCUGGUUCAAGGAUUCUUUUUUGUAUCUGCAGUCCAGUGCUCUGAAAGAAAACAGCACAAAUGGGUCUGGCACCUUGCGGUUUUUAGAGCUGCCCAAGAUGAUGCUGAAGAGAGGUAAAAAGCUGGCAUAUCACCAAGUUAUGAUGAUGUUCUCCAAAACAAAAAAACUGACAGAACGUGUGAGCGCUAACAGACCUCAGAGGAAAACACUUCAGGCCUAUAUCACUGACCCUGCCCGAACCAACCCUUUACUUGGCAUGAACUUUCUGGUUGAGUACUCUUGUCCAGACAGUGAGCAUCACUGUGGGUAUCUCUGCAUUCUCUGCAAGAAGAAACUUCAAGCCAUUGACGGCAUCUCCCAUUGCAUCAGCUUUGAUCAUGUUUACUGGUACUUGCAGGAGGCUCACCCUGCAACCCUAGAAUGUCCCAAGAGUAGUUACACUCACUACUCCUACAAUUUCCACGAGAAGAUCUUUUACCUGGCCAAUCAGGCACAGAAAAAAUGCCCACCAGGGGAAGUACAGAGUGUGCAUCUGGAUCUGUCUGGCUUUAAAGACAUUGACUCCUCCAGUUACAUGAAUGCUUUGGACAAGCUGCAACUGAUAAGACAAGAAAGAAACCAAAGUGAAAUCAAAGCCAGCGUUACACCGGGAGAACGAAUCAUAUACACUCCAGAGACCCCAGUAUCCUCUGCAAGCAUGGUGACCACAAUCUGCUCAGCAGAACAGGAAGCAGAGAAAACGCACAAAGACUCUGCCACUGAAAAUGGAGACAGCAGUCAUCAAUUUAUUUUGUGUGUGGAAUGCAACAAGACCUUACCCUUUAUAUCAGAUUACAAGAUGCAUAUUAAAGGGAGGGAACACAAAGAGAAACUUGUUGACCUGUUUGGAACAGGCUUGUACGCUGGACCCAUUUCUGUGAUUACAUUGUACCAAUAUCUGUGGUCUAAACAUUUGAAGAAUUCAUCACCUCCACUGAUGGGUCUGCAGCUGCUCACAGUGCUUGUAGACAGGCAAAGUCAAUGGUCGAGCUCACCACUAUACCUGUGUCAUGCAUGCGAGAUGAGCAUUUCAACAUCUGCAUCUACCCACCUCACUUCCACACAGCAUUAUUUGAAUGUUUUUGCACACACAAAACCAGACUAUGUGUUUCUUGGUGCUCGGGAUUUGAACAAAAUCACCAAACUUGCAAAAGAAGAAGAAGAGAGGCAGAGAAAAGAAAAGAUGGUUCUGAGGAUUUGUGAGAUUCCAAGGAACUUGUGGAGGAAGUUCAAGAGCCUGGCAUUUGAGAAAAUCAUGGCAACGAUUUGGAACCACCAUCCAAAGUUGAGCAACUGCAUUGAAGUUCCGAAGCGGGUGACUCUGCAGUCAUAUGCCAAAAGUUGUGAUAGGAAGUCUCCACUGCUCGGUCUGCAGUUCAUGGUGAAGUACAGUACAACACAGCCUUAUCCAAAAUGUGGUUACCUUUGCUUACUGUGUGAAGGGAAGCUUUCUGAAAUGAAUGUCAUUGCCCACAUGUUGAGCUUUGGUCAUGUUUUCAACUACCUUAAUGUGGUGCACCCUAGUUCCUUGAGCAAGGAUGAUGAUGAUCAAAUGUCACUGAUUGUACACCUGGCAGAGCAGGCAGAGACAAUACAUCCUAAUGGAGCUUUGCAGGAAGUGGAACUAGACUUUGGGAAAUUUCAUAAACUUGACACAAACCCUUUCAAGGCUGCUUUGGAGGCUUUGCAGUUGUUUUGUAGGGAAAAAGGACUAGGAGAGCUAAAGCCAUCUCUUGUCCCAGGAGCCAAAUUGGUCUCCAGUUUGGAGAAGAAAAGUCCUCUGCCGGGUGUCCAAGAAGGAUGCCUUUCCACGCCACCGGAAACCCAGCAGAUCAACCUUGAUGCAACAUGCAUAGAAACGUCCUUUUCCAAAACAGAUUUAAACUUUUCUGACUUCCUUCCAAAACUCAAGGAGCCUCUGAAAUCCACAGAUCAUGCCAAUUCAGCCUCCACAUGUUUACAGCCUUCUAAACCUUCAUCACCCACCUUGCCACCCUUGCUGCUUCCUGAAGCAUCGUUGAAAACUCAGCAACAUGAUCCAAUGGAAUUGGACACAGAACCUCUCAGCCAGGCAAUGCCUCCUAACCACAGCCCAGCAGAGGCAAUAGAAUCUUGCCAAUCACCAAAACCUCCUGAAACUCAAGAUUCAAGCUUUGCUAAACAGCAGAGCAAAUUGGCACAAAAUAAAGGGGAUCUGUCAAAAGCUUCUCAGAAACGGAAGCAGGCUUUUAUUCACUUGAACAAGGCACAAGCAGUACCUCAGAUCCCACAUUCUGGCAAUGAACUGUGGAAUUAUCUGAAGAUGGCAAACAGAGAACCUGUAAUAGGUUUGAAUUCCGUGAUUGAGUGUCACACUGAUGGGCUACCACCAUUCUACGUUUGUGUGUCAUGCACAAAAAGGGUUAAAGAGAACUCUGUAAUUAGCCAUCUGACAAGUCGUGACCAUCAAAUAAUGUAUCUGAACUCAAUAAAAUAUGCUCCCCUGCUGGCCAAAAGAAAGGUGAAGACAAAAUGGCUGAGAAACCAAGCCAUUAUGUUUGAGAAAACUGAAGGAUAUGGAGAGGCAAAGGUACUAGAGCUGGACGUUCAAGAUUACCAUCAGAUCUUUGAUGCUCCUAUCUUAACAGGUUUGAGGAAGCUGAGGGACUUUCUACUCAAACUGACUUCAGAGAUCAGUGACCAAAGCACAAUGCCAGCCUCCUCAUCUGAUGACUCCAGAUGUAAUGAGAGACCAGAAACCCUUAAAAGCAUAAAGGAAGAAGAGGACAGUCCAUGUGGUCACCUAAGAGGGAAGGCAAUGUCUGAUGACUCCAAAUCUGAUACAACUCUUAAACAAUAUUCUGAUGACGAACCUCUCCGGAGUUCACCUCAUUUAUGGUCUUACCUCACUAGCUCCAGUAGAACAGAGCCUGUAAUCGGUUUGAAUGUGGUCACAGAGUACCGCAGUUCCUCUGGUCAGAACUCUUUUCUGUGCUCAAGCUGCAAAGUAAUCCUCCCUACCAGUAAAUAUAUGUGUCAUCUGAUUAGUCCACGCCACCGCUUUACCUACAUUAAAGCUAAUCACACAAAGCUUGUGGAACAGUGGAAAGAUACAAUCGACUUGACUUAUAAGAUCCAAGAGCUUCAAGAGAAGGCAAAAAUUGUGCAGGACAGCGAAGGCUGGGGACAGAUUAAGGUCGUGGAGAAGGAAUCUCCAAAACUGAAGGAGCAGGCAGCACAAAAUGCUGAGAACCCAGUCAAGGCUCAUGAAGCAGAGCCUCCUCAAACCAGUAGUGAAACCGUACACACAGUGCAGCAGGGCCACACCAAAAGGCGAAAAUCUCUGAAACAGCUGAAAAAGAAGAAAAUCAACAAGGACAGUGCUUCGAUUGGGUUGAAUUUUAUUACGUGCGUGACACAUGACAGAAAGAAGCUGUUCUUCUGUGAACUGUGCUCUGUGAGGUGUCAUUUAGACCACAUGUCUAGUGUGACCCACAGAAAAACCUGUGUGGAACAUAGAUAUCCUGGUUGGACUGAAAGUGAUGCAAACAUGGAGAGAAUGAAUGAGAUAGUCUUAUGUUUAGCAGCAGUGGAGCGAAGCACCGGGAUUGGAAUGAAGAAACUAAAGGUCCCUGCUGAUGUCUUCAGAGCCUUAAGGACUGCACCUAUCAGUGAAGCCCUGUCUCAGCUGAAAUUACAGCAGACAAAACUAAAGGCUGGAGUGGAACUGAGAGGUGGCCAUGCCUCUCCAGAAUCCAGCACUAGCACAGCAAUGGACAGUACACAUGGAACCUACAAUGAUAUUGACGAUCACAUGCCAUGUUCUGCUGCAGCUAGCUGCUCUUUGCAGCAAGAGCAAUCCCCCAUACUGGAGGCGUCUGUGAUUCCAGAUGACAUGUCAGAUCCUCUGAGUGGAAGCCAUUCAGGCCCCAUACCUCUGGAUCCUUGCUUUGUUUCCUCUUUUUCUGUCUCAUCCGAUCGCCCAUUAGGCACUCCUUGUGACACAUCUUCUCCAAACCUCCAUACACCAGUUCCUUCUGCACCACCAAGCAUACUGACUUCCCCUGUUCCUCUGCCUCCUCUUCCACCUCCUGUCUCUGACCUACCACCUCUCCCCCCUCUCCCACAUUCUUUCCCUGACCAACCUCCUCUGCCACCUCCUAUCCCUGACUUUCCUUUGCUUUCCUCUCAGCCUGUUACUUCCUCACAGUCACUGUCUUCACCUCCACCCCUGUAUGAGCCCAUCGCUCCUCCUUCCCUGUAUAAGCCCAAUUCUCCUCCACCUCUCUAUGAACCCAUCUCUUCUCCGGCUGCAGCUGAGUCCCGGGCCACACCUUAUAUUGCCUCGCCAUAUUCUCCCCCUUCCACUGCUUGUUACCAAAUCUCCCCUUCAUCCAUCUCUCUGCUACCGCACUCCAGAAGUCAUCCCAUGGAGGGUGAAGAUCAUGCAGAUGUGUGCAGAGGAGAGGAGAGCAGGCUUCUGGUCACUGCAUCACCACACAUGGACAUUUUUCAGAACCUGCCCACAGUGGUGGGGCAAAGCAACGCCUAUAUGUUUCUCAAUUUGCGGAAUCUUCCUAGUACAGAGCCAAUUAUAGGUCUAUCUAACAUUGUGGAGUGCCGAACAACAGCGCGACCAACUUUAUUUUUGUGUCUGAAUUGUGCUGUGAAGUUCAGCACAAAGAACAUUUGUUGCCAUAUGACCAGUGAGCAGCACCAAUACUCUUCCAUUAGGAUUCGGUAUCCUGUAAUAUUUCAGCAGUGGCAGACCAGACAAAACCUGACUGUUCGUGACUUAGCUAAGAAACUAGCUUCGGAGGAGCGGGGCUUAGAUGCCAAGGUCAUCAAGCUGGACCACAAGCAGUAUGACAGUUUGCAAUCAGCAGACUACCUCAGUGCAAUUGAAAUACUACAGCGAAUGUACGGACCAGAACAGGGCCAGAGUUCUCUGCCUUUGCAUCUCACAGGCCAGACUCCAAGAGCAAGGUUACAGCAAUACCACGUAGAGACUGAUAGAGAAACACACAGACAUCAGCCUCAGCAAAACUGUGUCCUCAGUCCAAGCCAAACACAACAUGGAGUUCACAACAGCCAAGUAACAGACAGGGCUUUUGAUGGUAUGCAGGGCAACCUUAAUAGAAGCACUGAAAUGAGCAGGCUCACCAGGGAUCAGCUAUAUCAGCACAAUCAAAGCCCUCAGGAAACCAGGAAGAGUCCAGAAAUGGCUGAAGCACAACAAACGCAGCAUCAGUUUAACUCACAACCAGGUCUAGCAGCAGAGUUUGAAAGCAAAAACACUGGGCUUCACUCUCCUGAGACACAUACUGAAAGUACACCGGAAACACCUGGUUGUGCAAAUUCACAUGUUUCACAAACUCCAGAGUUAACUGGCAAAGGACUACAACAAAUAACUGCACAAACCUCUUCCUGUAUGAUCAGUAUUAAACAGGAGAAACCAGACUAUGAUGAGGUUUCUCCAGGGACAUGUAGUUUUGCAGUUCACAUUGCUCCUAGUUCGGAAGCACCAAGUUCUAGAGAAGCUACAGGAAAUCCAUUCAAGCACACAGCUGACUUGAAAGGAUAUCUAAGCAGUAAAAGAGCAGUGUCGGACGCUGUCGUUGGUCUGCGCUCAGUGAUUGUGUGCCAAAGUGAGGGUCAGGCUCCACUGUAUUUGUGUGUAUCCUGUUCCAGCAAACUCAGCCAUGACCUAAUCAUCAACCACCUACUGAAGCCUGGCCACCGAGAGUGUUAUCUGAGACGCCGGUACCCCUGGUUGUGUGAAGACUGGUCUGAUUCUGAUAGUAGAACUCAGAGAUCUGCAAUGCUUAUGCGACUUGCUCACCAAGUAGAGAAAAACUUUGAGGGUGAGCCAGGCUGGCUACAGGAGAUAGAAGUACAGUGUGCUGUCUUGAAAGAAAUUAAAAGCCUAUCUUUUGAUAAAGCUAUCACACAGUUACAGAAGAUUAGAAAAGAACAGCGGCUUUGUGCUCUCCUAACCUGCGUUUCCCCCAAGACCCAGACAGUUUUGGUGAAACAGGAGAAUAUAGAGACAGAAGUGACAAUGCAGCAUUCACCACAGCUUGCUGAUUUACCGGAGAUAAUUGUGCAGAGGCCAAAGACAGCUUCUAAGCGCAGGGCUGCUGUACCAGAUUCACCACACGAGUCGCCACCGCUGGUUAAGCAGAUCAAACUUUCAAGUGCUGUGACCUCCAGUCAAAAAACGCUUGAACAAAAUAAACCCUGGACCUCUGACCACCAAAUACCCAGUCUUCUUAGCCCACACACUCCUAAAAACAGUGCCCAAAUAACCACCACAACUGUGGCUUUCUCUAAAGAGUCAUCACCUCAGAACUAUGCUAACACUCAGCAGAACCCUAGGCAUUUUCAGUCUGACUCGUCACAUGUUUCUGUUCCCAGUUCUGAAGCUAGUACCCCUAGACCCAAUGUCCAGUACUCAUGUCUCACCCUAAAGCCAACCAUCUCAAACAAGCCCUCUCAGAAAUCGUCAUUACAAACAAAUUCAGUGGAUAAAACCAAACCCAAAAGCUCAAUUUCAGAUACUCAUAAAGCUCGUCUUGCUGCAGCAGAUCCUAGAUUGGUAGCUAACACAUCUUCAGACUGCUCUGAGCAAUCCAGAUCAGUUAUUUCCAAGACUUGUUUAAAAAGGCAGUAUUCUGAAAGCAAGGCUCUCUCCUCAUUAUCUAGCACACUAUCCACUGAUGAACCUCCCAGUCAUCUGAGACAAUCACCUUUGGAAUGUCCAGCAAAGAGGAGAUGCUCAGAUGAGGGCUUGGAUAACCUUUCUCAAGUACAGAAAGAGAAUUCCAUUUUGUCCACAGCCCUUUCAGACAGAUCACAGUUUUCUCAUUUAAACGCCUCAAGAAGUUCAGACCCCAGUACCCAUACUGAGCGAGCUAUCUCAAAUCAACCUUUGCUUUCAUCUAAAAACAGCGAUGGGCAAGCUUUGUCUUCUCCCAACUUGCCACCUCAGCAAGAGCUUCCCUGUCCUACCACGGGUUCCAUUAGUGUUCCAUCCAUGAAGACACAAGGGCAGGAAAUUGCUCGGCUUCAUGAGAGACCCUUGGUGAAAAAGAGAUCAACUGAAAAUGCCUGGAAUUAUGAAAAUCGACAGUUUAGUUCUGACACACUUAAUACAAAGUUAGAGGCUGCCCUCUCUGGUGAGGCUGACUGGAAAGUUCCUGCUAACGAUGCAGACAUUUUAACUUUUGCUGGUGUGGAUAACACUGCCAUGUCAUACAUGGUUCCAGCACAUAAUGCUAGUGCUAGUUCAUAUUUUUCUACAGCAUCAGGAUGUGGUGAAACUGCCUCUGUCACUAGUCCAGUGAUACCUGGAUAUGCCACGCCUUAUCCAUAUUUUGGAUAUAAUCAAGCUGAUUAUACCCCAGCCAGUGUUACAUAUAGUGGUAUAGCACAUAAUUACACUGUGGCAGCAGAUAAAAGUGGCGUGAACGCUCAAUCCGCUGCUGCAGGUACUCCUACAAAUGUUAGAUAUUUCACUGACAAUAACUCAGCUUAUGCAUCUCAACUAGUCUAUCAGUCUCAAAAAGUUUACCAGGCCCUCCAUGCUUUCCAGUCUCCAGAGGCAUAUCAGGCCUACUAUGCUUUCUCUGCUUACAAUCAAGCACAUCAACCAAACCAGGCAACCGCAUUCAGUGGAAAUGUCAGUUCAGCUUCUUCUGUACAUGGACACAUGCCCGCCAAGUAGGGGGGCACAAGUAAGUUUCAUUUUAACAUGUUAACUGUUAAUUAAAAGUCAUCAAUAUCUGCCACUUCUCACAUGCUUUAUGAUUAUAUAUGAUGAUAUUUACAGACAUCUAAGUGUACGACCAGCACUUACACCAGUACAUUACACUAGUAAAGAGCAUUACUUAUUGUAAUAAAAAUAAUUGGUGCAGAAUCUGGUCUUAUUGGUAAUAACAUAGUCAAAUUAUAUUGAAUGACUAAGUCAUGUUUUGUUUCUGCCAUGUCAGUCCUUAAAUCUGAGGGUCAUUUUCUUGCAUAUUUCCCAGGGCAGUUAUGAAAGAUUAAUACAAAUAAGCAAUUUAGUGAUGAAGGUAGGUUUGCUUAUAAGUACUGCCCCUUAUUUUACCACAUCUUGAUUUUAAUAUUUCAACAGUUUAUAUAUUAAAUGUGUGUUUAGCUAAACUGCUGAAGAUAUAAGCAGUUAUUUAGCAGUAAUAUAAAAAGUUAUUUCAUUUUCUCUGCCUUUCUUUUUUUCUCCUAGAAGCAGAACUGAAGAAAUCUUACACCACACGUACUCAUGUAAAAGGGGCCUUAUCUUUCUCCUUUUUAAAGAACUUUUGCUCUGAUAGUUUCAUUUUCUUUGUUGCAAUUCCUUGAAUGUAAAUACUUUUGAAAUGUUGUGCAGCAAGUGCUGUAAUUCCUUUUAUUUGGCCAGACACUUGUGCCUUUGUCUUGUUCUAUUAGAUAUACUACAAAGAGCCUAUGUUUUGUUUAUACCUUUUAAACACAGUUUUACAAUCAGUGGUAAUGUUUAAUGUUUCACAAAGGAAUGUGCAAUUCAUAAUUUGUUGCUUUCAUAAAACUGAUUCAAUUUUUUUUGUGCAGUUCUCUUAGUUUUGUAAAUAAAUACUUGGUUAUGAAA
Molecule: messenger RNA, 9260 nt
Organism: Pygocentrus nattereri (red-bellied piranha)
Lineage: Eukaryota; Metazoa; Chordata; Actinopteri; Characiformes; Serrasalmidae
Exons: 66
Coding region: 153-8360 (2735 amino acids)
Source: RefSeq, a predicted model, not a curated record